AUGCAAUAUAUGAUAGCUCUUCCCUUGGCGCUGGCCUCUCUUGCCGCUGCUCAGACACCAAGCUUGAGUGACGCUCUAGGCUCUCAAAAUUCGUCUCUAUCGUCUCUGAAUGCUCUUCUUGCAUCCAACUCCCAAUUUUCCGAGUCUCUAAAUAGGUUGCAAAACGUCACCAUUCUAGCUCCCAGCAACGAUGCUUUGAGUGCUGUAACUAGCAACAACGAGUCCGCUUUACUGCUUGCCAACUCCGACUAUUUGCAGGCUUUGUUAAGUUACCAUAUCCUAAAUGGCACAUACCACAACGAUAGCUUUGGGGACGAAUCGGUCUUUAUCCCUACAUUGCUGACCAACAAGACGUACACCAACGUAACUGGUGGUCAGGUUGUUGAGGCCCAGCUUCACGAUAAUAACGUGACCUUCUUCAGCGCUCUGAAGGAGAAUGCCACUAUCAUUACACCUAAUGUGAACUUCACUGGCGGCACAAUCCACAUAAUAGACAGGGUCCUUGCUAUCCCUCAGAAUGUGACAGAGACUCUGUCUAACGCAAACCUCACUGCUGCCGAGGGUGCUAUCAGCACGGCCAACCUAACUGACUCAGUCGUUGACACUCCCAACAUUACCAUCUUUGCCCCGAACAAUGACGCCUUUAAUGCAAUUGGAAGCAUUAUUGGCAACCUCACUUCGGAUCAAUUGACUAACAUUGCCGGCUACCAUGUCGUCAACGGCUCCGUUAACUACAGCGCAGACCUGCAAAAUACGACACUCACUGCCGCUAAUGGACAGGAUAUUACCAUCACUAUACUGAAUGGUACUGCAUAUGCUAACUCAGCAAAGAUCACGGUUCCCGAUAUCUUGUUGGAGAAUGGUGUCGUCCACGUAAUCGACCAAGUUUUAAACCCAGAUAAUACGUCUGCGGCCCCUGAUACGACAGCUUCGUCAGCCACACCUGCGUUCACCAACGCCAGUUCCGGAUCCGAAGGUGUACCUUUCACCAGUGGCGUUACAACCCCUACCACCACUUUCCCCGCCGCUACAUCGGCAGGCGGAGAGGCAGAGUCGUCUAGUUCUGAAGACGCAGCUAUGCCCAUGAAGACCGGUGCCGUUGGCGCAGCAGCUCUCUUUGGUGGCGUAGCCAUUAUCGCAAACUUGUGA
Molecule: messenger RNA, 1149 nt
Organism: Daldinia childiae
Lineage: Eukaryota; Fungi; Ascomycota; Sordariomycetes; Xylariales; Hypoxylaceae
Product: Transforming growth factor-beta-induced protein ig-h3
Exons: 4
Coding region: 1-1149 (382 amino acids)
Biological process (GO): macroautophagy
Cellular component (GO): fungal-type vacuole membrane
Source: RefSeq, a predicted model, not a curated record